This is a messenger RNA of Meleagris gallopavo (turkey), 1417 nucleotides long. NCBI's taxonomy places the organism in Eukaryota, Metazoa, Chordata, Aves, Galliformes, Phasianidae. The record is from RefSeq and is a predicted model, not a curated record.
AAAGUGUACUAUAGGUCAAGAAGACGGAAUGUACUACAGGUCAAGAAGACAAAAAAACAUUUGUUUUAAGUGUUGUGAAAAUGGUGAUACAUCUUUGGAGCCACAAAGUGAGAAAUACAGUGUGAAUACUGUUGCUGCCAUACAAGAUGUUGAAAAGAAGCAGAAAGAGCUGUUGCUACUUGAACUGAGAACUUCUGAAGAUGCAGAUGUGUUUACCCAAGGCCUGUCUCAGAUAGAAGGUACUCUGAAUAAAGUGUUUGCAGAACAGAAAGCAGACAGGGCUGCCCUUGAUAAAAAAUACAGGCAAAAGAAUCUGACUGUUGUCCAAAACCAGAAGAAAUUACUCCAGAAAAUAGAAAAUUAUAGAAAAACAAAGCAAGUGUUCAGAGCAUCAGAUUCAGGGAAGCAAAUCAUGAAUCCCAAUGUAGUUACACACGCUAUGGGACUUGGUGCCAGUAUGCCUAAUGAAAACAGAGUAAAAGCACAUCUCUCUUCAGAAAACAGAUUUUCAGCUCAGGAAUGCAACCAGAAUCCAAACAACUGCUUGGUUGAGACAGAAACUAACAAAGAAGCAGUAAGAGGCAAAGUGGUUUCUGAUAGUACUUCAGCAUCUGAAAACUGGAUAAGAAAACAUUACUUCUAUAACAUGUCAGGGUUGACAAAUGCUAUAGAGUUAGUGGCAUUGCCUCCAAAACCUGCAGCUUCCACUGCUAAAACUAACCGUUGGCAGCAAAAAGACAUUGAUCACAUAGCAGUUGGAGAGCAAGGAAACAAGUCAUUAGAUCCCACUUCAGUGACCAACACAUUAAGUAUUUCAGAAGCCCAAAGCACUGCUGCCAGUAACAGUGUUUGUCAGCCUGGUGGUGACUGUCAGCACGUUCUUGCUGAUGGGGAUGUACACAGAUAUGUAAAUAAGAAAAAAGCUUUCCAGCAGCACCAGCAAGUAAUAACAUCAGCGUCCACAGAUAACUUUCCUAAUCUGCAUCAAAUGUUCUUUCGGAGUCAUGGGAACUCAUUCAAUGCAGCAUCAGUGGAUGCAAAUUUUGCAUCAAACGCAGAUUAUCCAGUAAACCUUAGUGAGAAAUCUUUCCAGAACUAUGGUUACAAGGAAUGUGAACAAAAACAAAGGAAGUAUGCGAGAAAAAACACAAAAAAACUUCAGCUGAUAGAUCUUCUUGAAUUGGGAAGGAUUAAGCCAGGAGAAAAUGUUUUGGAAUUCACACUGAAGGAAUUCACUUGCAAAGCUACACUCUUAACAAAUGGCAAGAUCAAAACAAGUAAAAACAAAAUAUUUCAGAAUCCAGUUCGGUGGGUUGAAGACCUACUAGGAAGUGAUAUUUAUGUGACGUGGAAGUAUGCAUGGAACAAGGUAUGCUUGAUUUUUACUCUCAGAAAUAAUAUUGAUAAAUGCAAAUAA